Messenger RNA from Clonostachys byssicola, 2142 nucleotides. Lineage: Eukaryota; Fungi; Ascomycota; Sordariomycetes; Hypocreales; Bionectriaceae. The record is from the annotation of a GenBank genome assembly.
AUGGCGUCGCGAAAGACGGAAGGGGACAGAGAAGUUUCCGAGAGGCCCGGGCAGAAUAACCCAUCUGAUCAUGUCUUCCCAGAAAGAUGGGAAGAAGCUGUUCUUGAUGUCGAAAAAUGCCUCCUGCAUAUAAAAUCCAAGCUUUCAAAGAAGAAGGUCGAAGAUAAAGACGGUGCGGAGACCAAGGCAGAAGAACAUACUGAGGGAAGGAACCGUACUCCCGCGAAAGAGAUCAAGGAACCACUAUGGAGAGAUUGGCCAGUGGAUACAAUCUUGAGCAUCGAACUUUCCGAUAAAGUGAAAAGGCGUCUCCGGAGGUCCAUACAUACCAAAGACCUGUACGCCGCUUUCAGAUCGGGGAAUUUAACCGUCGUCAAGCUCUUUGGCAUGGUCAACGCCAACCUCGACAUGGCCAAUAAGAAUGGGUGGACGCCUAUUAUCCAUCUUUCAGGCACUAAUAGUACUGAUAUUGUAGAAUAUCUCCUGGAAAGGGGAGUAUCAGUCAACUCAUCCAGCCAUGCAGGAGUCACGGCUCUCAAUAAUGCAGCUGACACCGGCCAGCUUGCGAUGGUCAAGCUUUUUUGCAAAUGGGAGGCUUCGUUGGAAGCCGCAUAUAAUGGGCAAACGCCUCUGUGGUCGGCCUCGGUGAGCGGGCAUCUGGAAGUUGUCAAGUUUUUGUCUGAUCAGGGUGCAUCUACGGGAGUCACCGAUGGCAAUGGGUGGACGCCUCUUCACGCUGCCGCCAGAAAUGCUACGGCGCUUUGCCUUGCCGCAAACGAGGGCCAUACCGAUAUUGCGGAAUUUCUUAUUUCUGAAGGAGCUUCUAAAACCGCUGCUACUAAUGAUGGAUGGGGGCCUCUUGCACUUGCCGCUGACACUGGCCAACUCGAUGUCGUGAAGUUGAUGAUUGAAAAGGGGGUUCCUGUUGACAGUGAGACAAUCGAGGGCUUCACUCCAUUCCAUGCAGCAGCACGUCACGGGCACUUGGAUGUCGUUAAAUAUCUAGUGGAACGCCGUACGGCGAUCAACCAGAAAAACAAGCCGGGAUUUACAGCUCUUUGUCUGGCUACGAGCGGGGGUCAUUUCGAGAUCGUCAAAUACCUGGUUGAUGAAGGUGCCUCUAUCGAGGAGGCAAGUGAAUAUGGCUGGACAGCAAUCAACCUUGCCGCUUCUUCCGGACAUUUCGAUAUCGUGAAGUUGCUUUCGGAGCAUGGCGCGACCGUCAAUACACAGAAUCACUGCGGUUGGACACCCCUUCACAAUGCUGCGGUUAAUGGAAACACCGAGCUUGUGCGAUUUCUCUGCAAGAAGAAGGCUUCGAUCAACGCAGUAGAAAAUACUGGGCUGACGCCGCUGUUGGCAGCAACGGAAAAUUCUGCCACUGACAUCGUGAAGAUUCUGGUUGAAAAUGGCGCUGAUCUCUCGGCAAAAGGGAAGCAGGGUCUCACGGCGCUCCAUGUCGCGAGCUUGAAUAACAUGCCGGGGAUUGUGAACGUCUUGUUGGCUGGAGGUGCUGACUUCAACUUGAAGUCAGACUUGGACUGGACGCCUUUGUUCACCGCGGCCAGUGCCGGUAGCUUGGAUUGUGUCAAGAUCCUCGUUGAACAAAUCACUGAUAUUAAUUGCACCGCUUCGAAAGACAACACGUUGCUGCAUCUCGCCUCUGUUCAAGGGCAUACUCAAGUAGUCCGCUACUUGGCUACAAAGGGGGCCGAUUUGGAGAAGCAGACGAGGGGUGGCUAUACAUCGCUCGCGUUGGCCGCCGAUAAAGGCCAUCUGGAAGUGACAAGGGUACUGAUUGAGUUGGGUGCCUCUCCAAAUGCUAUGAAUAACAGCGGUUGCACGCCUCUCAUCCUGGCUGCCGGAUCUGGGCACCUUGGGAUUGUCAGGUUGCUGGCUAGCAAGGGAGGAGAUGUCACGCUUGGGGAUGGCACUAAGCGAACUGCCCUUCAUUUUGCCUGUGAGAAGGGCCACCUCGAUAUAGUAAGGUUUUUGGUUGGGGAAGGGGCUUGUGCUUUCUUAGAAGACACCGCUGGGAAGACGGCUCUUCGUUACGCUUCCGCUAAUGAACACCAAGAUGUGGUGCAAUUCUUCACUGACGGCACUUGUCAGUCUCCAGAGGAUCUGCAGAUGACUCCAUGA